Amaranthus tricolor (Joseph's coat) is the source of this 1487-nucleotide messenger RNA. Its product is annotated as transcription factor bHLH93-like. Gene Ontology annotation, cellular component: nucleus. The coding region runs from base 109 to 1140 and encodes 343 amino acids. The transcript is spliced from 4 exons. The record is from RefSeq and is a predicted model, not a curated record. Gene Ontology annotation, molecular function: DNA-binding transcription factor activity; protein dimerization activity; sequence-specific DNA binding. Gene Ontology annotation, biological process: regulation of DNA-templated transcription. Lineage: Eukaryota; Viridiplantae; Streptophyta; Magnoliopsida; Caryophyllales; Amaranthaceae.
CUUCUACCACUAGCCACUAGCUACUAUACUAAUACUUCUAUUAGAAAAAACACACUUUCUCCCUCUACUUCCUAUUAGAAAAACACACAUUUUCUCUCUCUACAAAUAAUGGAGAUGAAUGAAGAUGGUUUCUUAGAAGAGUUACUAGCUUUAAGAAGAGAUCAAUCAUGGGAAACAAACCCAUCACCGACUCACCAUGAUCAAAUCAAUGGCUUCUUUUCAUCACCUUCAUGGCCUACAUUCAACGGCCUUGAUUCAACCACCUUGUUACCCAACACCAACACCACCACCACCACCUUAGAUUGCUCUUCCUUCUUUGUCCAUCCUUCCUCUACCCCAUUUGACCCCACCUUUCCGGAUCCGGGCCCGGGCUCGGGUCCAAACCCGGAACAUGAAUAUUCAAUCUCCAUGAUUGAACCGCAUGAACAAGAUCAUGACAUCAAUAAUAACAAUAUGAUUCCAUGCAAAGCUGAGCAUUCUAUGACCUCCGGUGAGGUUGAGCUUGAAAUGGAGAUUCCUCCGGCGUUAUCGCCGCCGGCAGCAUUCAACAUUGGGGUGUGUAUGGUGGAGAAUAAGAGGACUUGUAAUAAGAUGAGUAGUAAGGUUAAGAAAGUGGAAGGUCAACCUUCUAAGAAUCUUAUGGCUGAAAGAAGAAGAAGAAAACGUCUUAAUGACCGUCUUUCCAUGCUUAGAUCCGUUGUUCCUAAAAUUAGUAAGAUGGAUAGGACAUCAAUACUUGGAGAUACAAUUGAUUAUAUGAAGGAGUUAUUAGAAAGGAUUAACAGCUUGCAAGAAGAAGUUGAUACGAGUCCUGAUCACUUCGAUGUCAUGACCAUGUUCAAAGAUGACAAACCCACUGAUGUGCUUGUCAGAAAUUCACCCAAGUUUGAUGUGGAUAGGAGGAACAUGGACACGAGGGUUGAAAUAUGUUGUGCAGGAAAACCAGGACUUUUGCUAUCAACAAUAACAACACUUGAAGCAAUGGGUCUUGAAAUCCAACAAUGUGUUAUAAGUUGUUUUAAUGAUUUCUCACUUCAAGCAAACUGCGCUGAGGAAAUGGAACAUAAAGCGUUGAUUAGUUCAGAAGACAUAAAGCAAGCAUUGUUCAGAAAUGCAGGAUAUGGAGGAAGGUGCUUGUAGUCAUCAAAUCAACAACAACAAUUGUUUAAGCUUUGUAAAUUUAGGCUUUCAUUUGUUUCUCCUGCAAAUAAUGUUCUUUUCAUGAUUUUGAUUUUCCUAUCAUAAAAACAUUACUAUUACUAUUUACCAAUAACUUCCCAAACCCGACCCGAGUGCCCUCUUUAUCCUCUUACCUAAAAGCAAGAGUGAGUUUUGAUUUCUAGUAGUUUAUUAUUAUGUGUAAUUGAAAUUUAUGAUUUCAUUUGUUUUCCUCCUUGAGAGUAUGGAAGUUGCUAUAUUCUUCAAUGUAUCAUAACACUUUAUAUUGAUUUUAAUUUUUUUAAAUAUAAAUUAAUUGGAAGAUGAUC